AUGGGUGGUAAACAUUCUCUCCCACAAACUUAUGAAGCAUUUUCAGGUAGGAUGGGAAAAUUCCCAUCAUUAUCGGAAGAUAUUUUAACAAAGCAAGAAUUAGAAGAAGGUGUAGUAAUCUUGGACUCUAUGAAUUCUAUGGGAAAAAUGAAUAGUUCUAGCUUUAUGGAUAUUGAGAGUGACAAUACAAGAUUUAUGAUGGCAAGGGCAGAGGCUGAUAGAAUAGCAGAAGCUGAAGCUUUAAGACUUGCAACCGAACAAUCUAUUAGAGUAAAUGAUGAGGGAAGUAUAAUCAAUCAAAAUUCUUAUGUUUCAUUACCUUCACGUAAAGAUUCAGUUCUUUCAAAACCUCCAACACGUUCUGAGACUAUGACAAGUAAGCAAUCUACAAAGAAUAGUUCAUUAGCAUUAGAAAAGGCUGCUGAAGAAGAAGUUUCGAAAGAAGAAAGAAAAUCAGAAUAUAUUUCUUCGAAUUCAAAUGUUAAUACAGAAAAGGAUAAAAGAGAAAUAAUUGAGAUGAUUACCAAUAAAUGCGGAGUUGUAUUUUCUGAGUGCAGAAGUUAUCCUAUUGAAGAGGCAAGCAAAUUAGGAAGCAAUCUUAGGAAUUGUGAUUCUGAAUACGCAAUUGAUAAAACAGCUGAGACUUGUGGAUGCUUAGGGCCUAAACAUGAUAGGCUAAAUUGUCCAAUAUGUAGAGGCAUGCAUCUAGAAGACGCUCCAUUAUUAUAUUAG
Messenger RNA from Cryptosporidium ubiquitum, 732 nucleotides. RefSeq lists its product as uncharacterized. Bases 1 to 732 code for a protein of 243 amino acids. Lineage: Eukaryota; Apicomplexa; Conoidasida; Eucoccidiorida; Cryptosporidiidae. The transcript has a single exon. The record is from RefSeq and is a predicted model, not a curated record.